GUGAUAUGGCUGCUUGCAGAAAGUGUAAUUCAUUGAGCUGCUGCCAUGGAUAUGACUGGCAUAGAGACGUUGCUAGGUCCUAUUGGAGCAUCUCCACUAGACAUGGAGCCCAUCUCGUCAGGGGUGACCAGCACUCGUCUUUCUGCUGAUGAUGAUGGGAACACUCUCUUUCUCCUACCUCUGUUUUGGACUACAAGAAAAUGGGGAUUUUAGUCUGUAGUGAAGGGUGCUACUGCUGUAGCUGUGUGUGCAGUGGCACUGCUGGCUUUGAGGAGGUGUCUCAGACAGAGGAGAAGCGUUGCAGCACAACAAGCACUGACAGAGCCAGUGAGCCCCGCCCCCCUCCGUAGUGGCAAAUGGAUGGUUGUGCCGGCAGUCUCACCCCCACCCCCUCCGGUUGAGGAGAGAGCUGAUGUCACUGAGCAUGACAAGCAAGAGGAGCUCCCACUGACAGAGCAGCCUCCCAUAGAGACCAUCCCCCACCAAGCUCCGGCCUCUACACUUCAAGUGAACACACAAACAGCCGGUCAAGCCUCGGAAGAAUUCAACCUAUCCUUUGCUGCUGAUUCCAGUUCUGAUUCGGAACCAGAUGGUGAUAAAUGGAAUGGGGAGGACGAGCCCAGUGGGGACGUCCCUAGCCAUCAAGCUGAGAUAAGUGAUGAGGACAGUCCUAGAAUGGUCACUAGUAGAGCAACUAUUAGUGUGUCAUGAACACAAGUAUCAUUCUAGCUUGCAAUUGGAAGUUUUGUCUCUUUUGUGUUCUUAUUAAUAAUGUACUAUAAUAGCAGUAUGUAAUUAUUGAAUAGAAAAUAAAUUGGAUUGUUCUUAUGAAAUUUA
Molecule: messenger RNA, 837 nt
Organism: Halichondria panicea
Lineage: Eukaryota; Metazoa; Porifera; Demospongiae; Suberitida; Halichondriidae
Exons: 4
Coding region: 361-711 (116 amino acids)
Source: RefSeq, a predicted model, not a curated record